Messenger RNA from Drosophila busckii, 621 nucleotides. RefSeq names its product maker483. The record is from RefSeq and is a predicted model, not a curated record. NCBI's taxonomy places the organism in Eukaryota, Metazoa, Arthropoda, Insecta, Diptera, Drosophilidae. The transcript is spliced from 4 exons. The coding region runs from base 103 to 447 and encodes 114 amino acids.
CUGAGCUUUAGCCAAGCUUAACGUUUUGCUUAUGUGGUUGAGACUAUCUUGUAAAAGCAACAGUUUGAGUUAGUUUGGUGUUGAGAAAGCUUAGCUGUCAACAUGAAGUACAACCAAUUGGCAAUUGUCCUUGUGGUUUUUACGACACUUUUGUGUGGCGCCUUUGCCUCCUUUAGUGAGAAGGCAGUUAUGAAGGAAAAGGAUAUGAUGCGCAAGAUUGUCUUCGAUAAGAAAACACCCGAUGUAUUCUAUUGUCCCAUGCAAAAACCAUCCAGCAUGAGCAAAAUAAUUGUUACCGCACGACCACUGCACAAGCUGUGUGAAUAUGAGGGAAAUCCUCUGCCUCCCGAAUACAAAUCCGAUUGCUAUAUGGAUAUUGACGAAACUGAUUAUGCCUGCAAGGAAAAGUACAGAAUUAUGAAACGUUUCGCCAAAGACGAACCCUAGUAAAAUUUACAAAAAACACACAACAACACAAGCAAAUACUUAACACCAUAACGCAACAGCAAUAAAUACAUAUACAUACAUUUAUAUAAAUAUAUAUGUACAUUAUCAUUGCACUACUACAUAUAUUGGGCAGCUUUAAAUAACUGGAACACAAGAAACCAAUAAAAUACAUAC